Lepisosteus oculatus (spotted gar) is the source of this 1715-nucleotide messenger RNA. It is a transcript of the gene laptm4a, whose product is annotated as lysosomal protein transmembrane 4 alpha. Gene Ontology annotation, cellular component: lysosomal membrane. Lineage: Eukaryota; Metazoa; Chordata; Actinopteri; Semionotiformes; Lepisosteidae. The record is from RefSeq and is a predicted model, not a curated record.
UACCGGCUGACAAUCGGUGGCGCAAGACGCCGUGUCGCCGAAGUCCGGCCGAACAGACCAGCUCAGGCUCAGCCUUUGUCAGCCCACGCUCGUCUCCAUGGCCGUCAGUCUCCAGUGAGCCAGCCUGGCCUGGCCUGCUGGGGCACCCUUAGUAGCCAUUGGCCACUCUUGCUGGCUAUCAAAUCUAACGACGUACCGGGGUUUGUUUUGGUUUUCAUACGUCAUCGCCUGCGUGCGGAGGCUUUUAUUUCAGCCGCUGGGGUUGAGACAGGCAGUGUGGGUUUUACCUCCUGAUAAGGCUUUUCCGCAAUGUUUCUCCCGAAAAUGGAGGAUAAUGUGAAUUUCAAACCGAGUCGGGACAGGUUUUACAGUACGCGGUGCUGCGGCUGCUGCCAUGUCAGAACCGGAACCAUUAUCCUGGGGACGUGGUACAUGGUGGUAAACCUGUUGAUGGGAAUUUUACUGACGGUUGCUGUGACUCAUCCUGACAACGUUCCCACUGUAGACCUGCAGUAUGAAGUCAUUGAGCAUUACUUUGCCUCAGAUAGGAUGGCAGAGAAUGCCUGUGUGGGGUUUGCCAUUUCCCUGCUGAUGUUCACGAUCAGUGCCAUGAUGGUCUACGGGGCCGUUACUCAUCGGGAUGGAUGGUUAAUUCCUUUCUUCUGCUACCAGUUGUUUGACUUUGCCCUGAGCUGUCUUGUGGCCAUCAGUUCCCUUACAUACCUUCCCCGGAUCAAAGACUACCUGGACCAGCUGCCUGACUUCCCCUACAAAGACAACCUGCUGUCCCUGGACUCCAGCUGCCUUCUGCUCAUCGUCCUGAUCUUCUUUGCCUUUCUCAUCAUCUUAAAGGCAUACCUGAUUAACUGCGUGUGGAACUGCUACAAGUACAUCAACAACAGGAACUUGCCAGAGAUUGCGGUUUACCCUGCAUUUGAAGCUCCCCCUCAGUACGUUCUGCCCACAUAUGAAAUGGCAGUGAAGAUGCCCGAGAAGGAGCCCCCACCUCCCUACAUGCCAGCCUGAAAUGCCAGCAGCGGAGCGUACACAGUCUGAACCAGCUUGUUCUAACCUUGCAAUACCUUUUUAGAGACUAGGGACAUCCAGGGAUAUCCUCUAAUCUUUAAACUCCAGCAGUGUAGGAACUGAGGGAGGAGGAGUUUGAUUUAUUAAAGCAGUGUGACAGGGAAGGGAAGCUGCGAUAACGUUUAGGAACUUUUUAUCUUCUUUUCCUAUUUGUUCUUGAUGUCUUAGUGUAAAGCUAACCGAACACUAAUAUUGCCUGAAUUUUGAUCAUGAAGUAUAUUUUUAAAAAUCCUUCCUUAAAUAUUUAUAGGUUUUGAAAAUCUCAUUAGACAAUCUUUUCAGCAUUUUAGUAACGCCAUAUUUUCAUUUUGUGGAUCGAUACAAGACUGGCUUUAUUUAAGAUUGUUGUAUGGUAAAGGAUCUUUUAUUAUUUUGCACUUUCUCCAUGUGUAUUCAGCCUUUGUGUGUGUUAAUGUGCCAUGUGGAUUUUUUGAUGCCUUUUGUUGUUUUCUGUUGUACGUUUCAAAGCAGAAAGGGGUAAGGAGGUGUUGACGCAAAGCGGGGAAAAACUUUUGGCAAAAUUGGAGGAGAGAUGAUGGAUGCAUGCUUUUUCCUUUGUACAUGUUUUGCUCCUUGUGGGGAAAAAAUGGCUUCAAUAAAUGAUUAGAAAAGUUUUUAAUCAUCCCCAA